This is a messenger RNA of Thamnophis sirtalis, 5079 nucleotides long. RefSeq names its product formin homology 2 domain containing 1 (gene FHOD1). Gene Ontology annotation, cellular component: cytoskeleton; cytoplasm. Gene Ontology annotation, biological process: cortical actin cytoskeleton organization. Gene Ontology annotation, molecular function: actin filament binding. Lineage: Eukaryota; Metazoa; Chordata; Lepidosauria; Squamata; Natricidae. The record is from RefSeq and is a predicted model, not a curated record.
UCCGCCUGCUGGGCGCGCCGUUGCGGCUGGAGGACUGCGCCUUGCAAGUGCUGCCUUCUGGAUACUACUUGGACCUGGAACUUUCGCUGCUGGAGCAGAAGGACGAUCUGGAAGCAUUUUACGAAGACAUCAGCAAAGGGAGGCGGCCAAUCCUGCUUCUGCGCACGCAUCUCUCGGUCCGAGUGCAUGCCAUCAUCGAGAAACUGUACUGUUCCAAGGGUCCGGAGCUGAGGCGUUCCCUCUUCUCCCUCAAGCAGCUUUUCCAGGAUGACAAAGACCUGGUGCCCGAGUUUGUCAACUCCGAAGGGCUGACGUGUCUCAUCUCAGUGGGAGCUGAAGCUGACCAGAACUACCAGAACUACAUCUUGAGGGCUCUCAGCCAGAUCAUGCUGUUUGUGGAUGGAAUGAUGGGGGUGAUCCAGCACCCAGAGACGGUGCAGUGGCUCUACACCCUGACGGGCAGCCUGUAUCGCCUGGUGGUGAAGACAGCCCUGAAGCUUCUCCUGGUCUUCGUGGAGUUCACCGAGUCCAAUGCCCAGCGGCUGAUCCAGGCGGUGGGGACUGUGGAGCAGGUCAGAGGGGGCUUUCCGUGGUCUCCCCUUGUGGCCAUCCUGGAGCAGAAGAGCGGGGCGGAUACUGAACUGCAGGUCUUUGCAAUGACACUCAUCAACAAGACGUUGGCUGCCCUCCCUGACCAGGACUCCUUCUACGACGUGACAGAUUGUCUGGAGCAGCAGGGCAUGGAGCGGCUUGUCCAGGCACACCUGGCCAGCAAGGGCACGGACCCGGACCUGAGGCAACAACUUUCCCUCUAUGAGAAUUCCCUGAAGGAGGAGGACGGGGCAGAAGAGCCUCUGCUGGCCACCCGAGCCAAGGAGCGGCGGAGAGGGGAUGAGUGCCGGCAGGGGGCCCGGCGCUCUUUCCCCAAUGCUGUGGCCCAGGAGGAGAACAGAGAAGUCCCUGCUGCUGCUGCUGCUGCUGCUCCGCAGACGCUGGGCCUGGAGGGAGAGAGCUGCGAGCAGCUGCCCAGCUCCAAGGGCUCGUACAGCAGCACCUCCUGCAUGCAACUCUCUGCGAUGCCGGCCCCCGUGGAGGGGGAGCCGCUGGCUGGCCUGGGCGAGAGGAGCGUUUUCAAAGCCCGUUUUUUGGAAAACCUGGCUGCCUCUCAGAAAGAGAAGAUCACUGCCAUCACCCGUGGACGCGCAGAUGUUCUUGCUGAAGCUGUUUCGAGCACUGAGCAAGUGGCUCCAGGGCGGUGGAGCGAAGGACAAAACGGAAGCACCAACUGGAAAGGGCCCAGCUCAGAGCCUGGUUUGGAGCACGAGGAGGGCAGGGAGAAUGUGUCCCCCAAAGAUGCCUCUCUAAGCCACCUCAUUGACACCACCUGCAUCUUGGGCCCAGACCCAGAAUGUGCCCCAGGUGGCAUCAAUGGGGCUCUUGAGAGUAGCAAUGCUUCUGCGAAGAGAAAACAGAUGCUCAACAUGCUGUUUGCUAAUAAGAGCCCACCAGGCACGGAGAGGAUGCUGCUCACAGAUCACUGCAUGGAAGAGACAGAGAAGAUUGGGCCUCGGGAAGAGGAGAACCAGGAGAGGAUGGGGCAGCAGACAAAAUCUUGGGCCCUUCCCUUGAAAAGCCAGUUCAGCGUUGAAGCGGAGACCAGUCUGAAGAGUCUGGACAGGGCCCAGGGAAGGGGAGGCCCAUGGAUGCCUGGUUCUCAGCCUCUGAAGAUCCAGGAUCUGGACUUCUCAGACCUGUGUGAGGAGGAAGAUUUUGACGCACAGGAAGCAAAGGUGGCCAAGAUGGCCUUGCCCCACAUGGCUUUGGGGGCAGGUGAGGACCUGGCUCCUCCUCCAAUUCCCGGUUGUGCUCCACCACCUCCGGCUCCUCCGCCCCCCCCAGCUGGCAUACCUGGUCCCCCUCCUCCCCCUCCAUUCAGCAGCCCCCUUCUUGGGGGAGAAGCCAGCUCCCCUGCCAAGAAAAAGAAGACUCUCAAGCUCUUCUGGAGGGAGCUGAAAGACAUAGAUGGCCCUGCCCGGGAAAGUCGGUUUGGGCAGGCCACUCUGUGGGCAUCCCUGGAGAAGGUCGAGGUUGACUCCACUAAGCUGGAGCAUCUCUUUGAGUCCAGGGCAAAGGAGGCUCCAAGCUCCAAGAAAGCUGUGGAUGGAAGGAAGCUGAUUGUGAUCCUGGAUCCCAAGAGGAGCAACGCCAUCAAUAUUGGCUUGACGGUGUUGCCUCCCAUCCAUGUCAUCAAGACGGCCAUUCUCAACUUUGAUGAGUUUGCAAUCAAUAAGGAAGGGAUUGAGAAAAUAUUGACAAUGGUUCCCACAGAGGAGGAGAAGCAGAAGAUCCAGGAGGCCCAACUGGCAAAUCCGAAUCUCCCUCUGGGGUCAGCCGAGCAAUUCCUUCUCACACUCUCCUCCAUCACAGAGCUCCCGGCUCGCCUGCAGUUGUGGGCUUUCAAGCUGGACUAUGAAGCCCUGGAGAAGGAAAUUGUAGAGCCCCUGUUUGAUCUGAAGUUGGGCAUGGAGCAACUAGCCAAGAACCAGACCUUCAGAUGUAUUCUGGCCACCCUUCUAGCCAUGGGCAACCUCCUGAAUGGCUCUCAGAGUCGAGGGUUUGAGCUCAGCUACCUGGCCAAAGUGUCGGAGGUAAAAGACACCGUCCACCGGCAGAGCCUCCUGCACCACCUGUGCCAAUUUGUGGUAGUGGCGUUCCCAGCCACGACAGACCUCUACUCGGAGAUCGCUGCCCUCACUCGCUGUGCCAAGGUGGAUUUUGAGGAGCUGGCAGAAAGUCUCCUGCAGCUGGAACGGCGGUGCAAAGCCUCCUGGGAGCACCUGAAGGCCAUUGCAAAACACGAUUGCAAGCCAGCCCUGAAAAGCAAGCUGGUGGACUUCCUGAAGGCCAGCACAGAGAAGAUGAGUCUCCUUAAGAUCGUCCACCGGCGGGUGUUGAACAGGUUCCGCUCCUUUCUCCUGUUCCUGGGUUACGACACGCCCUCGGCACAGAACAUGCGGGUUACCAGCUUCUGCCAGCUCCUGCGGGAGUUUGCCCUGGAGUACCACACGUGCCGAGAGCGGGUCCUGCAGCAGCAGAAGAAGCGGGCAGCCUAUCGGGAGAGGAACAAGACCCGGGGCAAGAUGAUUACUGAGAUGGAGAAGUUUGCUGCAGCCAGCAAGACUGAAGACGGCUGUGCCCCUCCUGCUGUGCUAUCAGCCAGCCCGGAGCAAAAGGACGAAGCCAGCCAUAAAGACAUGACCAGUUUGCUGGUCUCCCCAGCAGAAGGCCCUGGCCACCGCUCUCGCGCCAGCAGAGGUGUUGGGAAGCAGAGUCCCACCGGAGGGCCCACCCCCCAGGAGGAAGCGGCUGGCUCUCCCGAGGACGCUUCUGAGGAGAUCAUGAACCGCCUGGUCAAGUCCGUGACCCAGAGGUCUCCUGCCCGCUCAGGCCCAGCCAAAGAGCGCCGGCGGUCACGUGGGAACCGGAAGUCCUUGAGGCGCACCCUGAAGAGCGGCCUGAGUGAGGAGCUGGUGCAGGCCUUGGGCCUGGCUCAAUCGGCCAGCGUGAGCGUGUGAGGAGCCCCCCACGGCUGUGCCCGAACUGGAGAGGCUCCUGCCUUUGGAGCCACCUCCCUUCGCCCAGAGGGGCUGGGGGGGGGGAUGUUUCCCACUUGGCCCCUUGUGCCUUGAGGAGCAAGCUUCGCUUGGCCAGCGUGUUGGCCUGUGUGCCUGUGUGGAAGCUCCCGCUCAGGGCUGGGCGCGGAGGUCUCUGUGCCAGAGGGAGGGUGGCUGCUGUCUCCUUCCCUGCCUAUGUCUUGCAGUGGGGAUGGGCAGGCUUAAUGGAGAAGAGGCUGGAGGGAAGAGAACUGGGCACUCCAAAGGAAGGGCUCCCCCUGCCCACCCCCUCUGCUGCCACCACCUCUGCCUCAGGAGGAGCCUCCUUGGCCCUUCCUGGAGUUCAGCUUUAGGAACGAGAAGUAAAAGCCGCUCUUGCGAAUCUCGCCAGGCAGCCGUUCUCCUCUUUUCCUCCCCCGUCUGUUACGUCCUCCGUCUUUGUUCAUGAAGGGGUUUGAAAACUGAGCUGUGUGGAAACCCUCCCCCCCCCAGAACAGAAAGUGGCUGUUGGCUAGCCCCUCCCACCCACUUUCUUCCCCAACAGCAUUCCCCUCCCCCCCAUCGGAGCUUUGGGGCCCAGCAGCCCCUGAGGAGACUCCAGAGAAGGAGAGGCAGCAAGAGCUGAAGGGGGCUUUGUCUGCUUCCUGGGGGUCCCUUUCUCAGGCCAGGAGGAGCCAGAACCCUGCUCUGCCACAGGCUUUGCCCUGGCCCAAGUCUCCGGAGUCCUUGGCACCCAGGGCCUUUUGGAGAGACAGAUGCCUCCUUGGGUGGAAAGAGGAGGAAUGGAAAGCAGUCAAAGAAAGUAAACAACUUGCAAUAAGAUGGGAAAGAAUCCCCCUCCCUCCCUCCUCCUCUUGUUCUUGGUCAGCCACCUGGGCUGGCUGCCUUUUGUUCUUUAAAGUCCCCAUGUUCUGUUUCUGAAACCCCUCAAUGAAAUGCCUCUUUCUGCUGACCUCUUCUCCCUCCCCAUGUCAGUUUUGCACCUGGAUUCUCCCGUGGCUCUCUCUGGGUGACCGAGGCGCUCCUCUUGGGCUGGGGGCUUCCUUCAUAUUGGGUCUGCCUUCAUCUUGCCUGCAGUCUAGUCUCCUCUGUUAUUGUGUGCCUGCAUGCCCUCAGGCACAUACACGCUUUUAAGGACUCGCUCCAACCCUAUUCAACCCCAUCCUUUGUUUCCAAGAGAAGACAUUUCAGGAUAAAUUAAUUAUUUCUUAACUCCCACCUCCCUGUAGUAUAAUAAAGUGAGCAGAAGGACAAAAGGGUACAGAGUCAUUUUUGCACCUUUUGGCCAGGGUCCCUCCGGCUGCUCACCAUCUUCACCAACAUCUCGGGUCUCCACUCCUCCAUCCGUCUUCCUGUCUUCAUUAAACAUCCUUCAGGGAUCUACACAUUCAUCUUGCUUUUCACCGUUUGUGUAGAAAUUGUUCAUUCCUUUCUGUCCAUUAAAUAAAGCUACCUUGGUUGUUAA